Molecule: messenger RNA, 1033 nt
Organism: Cydia splendana
Lineage: Eukaryota; Metazoa; Arthropoda; Insecta; Lepidoptera; Tortricidae
Exons: 5
Coding region: 281-868 (195 amino acids)
Source: RefSeq, a predicted model, not a curated record
UCGGCAUGUUUACUAAACAAUUUAAUCAAGUAUUACAUAAAUAAUAACCUCAAAAAUAUCAAGUACCUAGUGUAAAAAUGAGAAAGUAAAUGUGUUUAUUACAUUUCAAUAAGGUUUAGUUUCGCCUGGACCCUGUAAAUUGUUUUAAAGUAUACCUUUUCGGGUUUCUGCUAUGGAUAGCUGUAAUAUGAUCAGGUAUAAUAUGGGUUUCAACUUAGGCCAGCAGUAGGUAAUGCGAUGUCUAAGAAUUCAAGUUAUAAAGUGUUAUUGAGUGGCAGAGAUGGACGCACGGAAUCGCUCCCGCCGCGAGAAGUGCUGUUGUAUGCGAGUAGAGAAGACAUGCUACAUUUUUGCCAUAAUUCAUGUAAUCAUCGUCUGCCUCUCUGUCCUGGCCUGUCUCUCCACAGAGGCGUUGAUCGUGACCAGAGUGGCGAUCAGCUUCAUCCAGAACAACUUCUCCCAAUUCUUGCCCACCUGGAUCGUUAUAUUUCCCAUUUACGCCGUUGCCUGUUUCCUGACGGUUAUUUCUGGAGUAUUUGCUGUAUUAUUGCUCCAAGGAAUUCGUUUGAAAAAGCCUAAACUGGUGUUGGCGUAUCUGUUUUUCGGCUUGAUCGUGGAGACAGUAAUGAUCUCUGCCACUAUUAUCGCCAUAGCCUUUAUCACGGUUGCAAGAAUCCCUGGACAAAAUUAUGACCUUAUAAAUGGCGGUAUAGCCCUGGCUUUUGUUAUAUGUGUGAUAUAUGGAUAUAUCCUGUGGUUGGUGCGGAAGACGUACAUUAUACUUUUAUCAAGAAACCAGAACGAUAUUUUGGAUCAACAAACUAUGCUUUAUAUUUGCAACGAAUACUUACCUACCUUAGAUAGAUAGCUAUCUUAAAAUUGUUAUUUUAUGUGCCGUAAACUCAGGUUACUUUAACCCAAUGGAGGGUAACUUUGACCCACAUGAAAUCCUCAUUUAAAAGGGUCUAAUAAAAAACAAAAAACGUCAAAGGUUAGCUAAAACCAACCUCAUGGCAUAUUUCCAUAAUUAUUU